AUGGGCAUGUGUCACGAGCAGACCGCGCUACCGUGCAUUAAUUCCCGCUCAUCAGGCGUUUCCUUCUCUUCUGAAUGGGAAAGGCAUCGCCAAGCGGUUCUGCGCCGACCGGAAGAGUCGCCGCCGCCAUCGCCCAGCCAGCAGCUGACACCGCUCUGCAGCCCCUGCGACGAGCGGCCGUCCCCGUGGCGGCGGGUGGCCAGCUUCACGGCAGUCGGUCACAGGGCAGGACCCGAGGACGGUGCGACUCUGCGUAACGGGAGGCCGUGGUCUUUGCGGUUGAAGAAGACUUACAAGACUGACAAGAAGCACCGAAAGUCUCAGGACGAGAAUUCUCUCUCCACUGGAGGAAACAGCCCGACUGAGCCGACGCCGGCCAGCGUGGUAGCGGCAGCACCAGGCAGCCAAGCCGUUCUGCGCUGCCAGCUCGACGUUCCUUCCCUCCGGUCGGCGGCUGGGGCGGUGUCGUGGCGGCUGCCGGACGGCAGCUGCGUCAGGGCUCGCGCCCCGGGAGACGGGGCGCCCGUGCUCUUCCGCAUGGGAGCCUCCGUGGACGACGGCGAGUGCGCGGCGUCGUGCCGCGAGCAGUCGCUGGCCGACCGCUGCGUAGCGCGGCUGCACACCGACGGCUCGAGCAGCCUGGAAGUUGCCCAGUGCGAGCCCCUGGACGCCGGCCUGUACGUCUGCAACCAUGUCGUGGACGGCGCCACCCGGCUGGCCGCCUCCACGCGCCUCCUCGUCACGGGCAAGCCAAACGAACCAGGGCGACCGGAGUUGUUGAACGCCCAGGGGACCAAGCUGCAAUUAAAAUGGGAACCAGCGCAAGCAACAGACGACUGCCCAAUGACUGGAUAUGUGGUUGAAAAAACUGUCAAAGGUUUGCAGUUCUGGGAGCCGGCCGGGCCAGCGACCACCUUGUGUACGCAGGUGAUCCACUGCGAUCCAGGCUCUUACAUGUUCCGUGUCGUCAGCCAUUCGGAGCUUGGAACGAGCAAUCCGGGCCCACCUUCUGACGCAAUUACGGUCACAGGUGACACAACGAAAUCCCAGUCAGGUGUGGUCGAAUGGAAGAAGAACUUUUCCGGAUACAUCGAAGUGGGAGAAUGUGGAAGGGGACGAUUUUCCAUCGUGAAGAAGUGCAUCAACAAUGUAACAGGUGAAAGGGUGGCAGCCAAGGUCAUCGGCUUCCAGCAGCAAUCACGCGCCACAGUGGAGCACGAGUGCCAUAUGUUGGCCAGCCUCCAGCACGACGGCAUUGUGGAGCUGCUCGAAUGCUACCGCACGCCGAGCAGCCACAUCCUAGUGUUCCCAUUCAUCGAAGGACUCCGUCUCUUCGAUCACGUCUGCGUGCAGUGGAGCUUCUACAGUGAGCACACGGCGUCGCAUUACUUGGCUCAGCUGCUCAGCGCUCUUGAUUACAUUCACCUCUGCGGCAUUGCGCACCUUGAUGUAAAGCCGGAGAAUCUGCUCGUGGAAGAAUGCAGCGACAGGCUGAAGCUGAUUGACUUCGGUAACGCUCGUAGAGUGCUCGGUGACGAGUGCAAAAUGUCCGUAAUCGGCACGGCGGAGUUCAUGGCGCCCGAGGUGCUGAAAAACUACCCUCUCAGCACCCGCGCCGACCUCUGGAGCACAGGCGCCCUACUAUACGUGUUUUUGGUUGGCCUCUCACCUUUUCUGGGUGCCACUGAGAAUGAAACAUGUGCGAACAUUGAAGCUGCUACGUAUACCAUCCCUACUUCAGCUUCCAUCUCUGAACAUUCACUUGAUCUUAUAUCCAAGCUGCUGGCUGUGGACCCACAGAAGCGUCUCUCCGCCAGUAAAGCUCUAGCACAUUGCUGGAUGAAGGAGGCACCAAGAACUCAGAACUUAAGCUCUUCUCCUCUGAGAGACUUUGUGAAGCGAAGAGAUGAACUGGUGCUGACAACUGGACUGACACCAUCAUGACAAAGAUUAGAUUCAAGGACAGUCAUCGACUAGUGUAUAUAUGGGCACCUGCCGCAGAAGAUUUUUAAUUUUUAAAAUGGCCAAGGGGUGGAGAGACACAGUCAAAAAGACUGUGGGAUGGCCAAUUCCAUUUAUACUAUGUAAAAUAAAGAUUGUACUUGAAGAAUGUACAGAAAUUUCCAAUGCAACAUACUAUGGCUUGAGUUGCAAUUCCAUGACAUUGUGCCCAAUAACAUGGCUAGUUGGCGUGAUUUAUUGCAAUCUAUCAGCUUUCAUGUUUCAAACUAUGCAUGUACAAUAAAAUCAUUGUUUCAUCUUUCUUA
Molecule: messenger RNA, 2267 nt
Organism: Dermacentor silvarum
Lineage: Eukaryota; Metazoa; Arthropoda; Arachnida; Ixodida; Ixodidae
Product: kalirin-like
Biological process (GO): intracellular signal transduction; protein phosphorylation; positive regulation of apoptotic process
Cellular component (GO): nucleus
Molecular function (GO): ATP binding; protein serine/threonine kinase activity; protein binding
Source: RefSeq, a predicted model, not a curated record